Molecule: messenger RNA, 3425 nt
Organism: Mauremys reevesii (Reeves's turtle)
Lineage: Eukaryota; Metazoa; Chordata; Testudines; Geoemydidae
Gene: GTPBP1
Product: GTP binding protein 1
Exons: 12
Coding region: 215-2272 (685 amino acids)
Biological process (GO): translational elongation
Molecular function (GO): GTPase activity; translation elongation factor activity; GTP binding
Source: RefSeq, a predicted model, not a curated record
UCUAUCUUCCGGUCUGCCGCGGGAAGCGUCGAUUUGGGGGCGUGGCUUAUUAAUAGUUAUGAGCACGGCUGUAGUUGUUAUGGUUAUGCGUAAUUAUUCAUAACGCUGCCUGGUGAUUGGCUGGGGUAUCUAAUUAAUUAUUAACGAGCCACUUGGCGGGCUUUCGAGGGAGUGCCACGCACAGGCCGGGCAGCAGGAGCCGGGGGGUGGGGCUAUGCUGAUGAGGCGGGUGCAGGAGGCCGGGGCAGCAGGGAAGAUGGCGGCGGAGCGGAGCCGCUCGCCCAUUGAGGGCUUCCCGGUACCGGCCUGUAUGUUCGCGCCGGAGCCCAGCUCCCCCGGCGGGGCGGCCCAGGCGGCAGCCUCCGCCCGACCCCACCGCGCCGCCUUCGGCUCGGACUGCAGCGAGGACGGGGAGGUGCUCAACGGGGAGCCCGAGCUCGACCUCACCAGCAAGUUGGUGAUGGUGAGUCCGACAUCGGAACAGUAUGACAGCCUGCUCCAGCAGAUGUGGGAGAGAAUGGAUGAGGGAUGUGGGGAGACCAUCUAUGUAAUUGGACAAGGAUCAGAUGGGACUGAAUAUGGUCUGAGUGAGGCAGAUAUGGAAGCAUCCUAUGCUACAGUGAAGAGCAUGGCAGAGCAGCUUGAGGCAGAUGUGAUACUUCUGCGGGAGCACCAGGAGGCAGGGGGCAAGGUGCGCGACUACCUUGUUCGGAAACGUGUGGGUGACAACGACUUCUUGGAGGUCAGGGUAGCAGUGGUUGGCAAUGUGGAUGCAGGAAAGAGCACGUUGCUGGGUGUCCUGACGCAUGGUGAGCUGGACAAUGGCCGGGGCUUUGCCCGGCAAAAGCUCUUCCGCCACAAGCAUGAGAUCGAGUCAGGUCGUACCAGUAGUGUGGGCAAUGACAUCUUGGGCUUUGACAGUGAGGGCAAUGUGGUGAACAAGCCGGACAGCCAUGGUGGCAGCCUGGAGUGGACCAAAAUCUGUGAGAAAUCCACCAAGGUCAUCACUUUCAUUGACUUGGCUGGGCAUGAGAAGUACCUGAAGACCACAGUCUUUGGCAUGACUGGUCACCUACCAGAUUUCUGCAUGCUUAUGGUUGGCAGCAAUGCUGGGAUUGUUGGGAUGACCAAGGAGCACCUGGGCCUAGCGCUGGCACUCAAUGUUCCAGUCUUUGUCGUGGUGACAAAAAUCGACAUGUGUCCUGCCAACAUUCUGCAAGAAACUCUGAAGCUGUUACAGCGACUUCUGAAGUCCCCAGGGUGCAGGAAGAUCCCGGUGCUGGUUCAGAGCAAAGAUGAUGUCAUUGUAACAGCCUCCAACUUCAGCUCAGAGAGGAUGUGCCCAAUUUUCCAGAUUUCCAAUGUCACUGGUGAGAAUCUGGAGUUGCUUAAGAUGUUUCUCAAUCUCCUGUCUCCCCGAACAAGUUACAGGGAGGAAGAGCCAGCAGAGUUUCAGAUAGACGACACUUACUCUGUACCGGGUGUGGGAACAGUUGUGUCUGGGACAACCUUGAGAGGCCUGAUCAAGCUAAAUGACACUUUGCUUCUGGGGCCAGACCCCUUGGGCAACUUCCUGACCAUUGCUGUCAAGUCCAUCCACCGCAAACGCAUGCCUGUGAAGGAGGUGCGUGGUGGCCAGACUGCCUCCUUUGCUCUGAAAAAGAUCAAGCGUUCCUCCAUCCGGAAAGGCAUGGUGAUGGUGUCCUCCCGUCUGAAUCCACAAGCAUCCUGGGAAUUUGAAGCAGAGAUUCUGGUGCUGCAUCAUCCCACCACCAUCAGCCCACGCUAUCAGGCCAUGGUGCAUUGUGGCAGUAUCCGCCAGACAGCCACUAUCCUCAGCAUGGACAAGGACUGCCUACGGACAGGGGACAAAGCUACAGUGCACUUCCGCUUCAUCAAGACCCCUGAAUACUUGCAUAUAGACCAGCGGCUGGUCUUUCGUGAGGGUCGUACCAAAGCAGUGGGUACUAUCACCAAGUUACUCCAGACCACCAACAACUCUCCAAUGAACUCCAAGCCCCAGCAGAUCAAGAUGCAGUCAACAAAAAAGGGACCCCUUACGAAACGAGAGGAUGGUGUGCCCCAGAGUGGGACAGCAGCCGGGGGGGCCCUGGUGGGGGAUGAUGCCACCUCAUCAGGAGCAACACCAGCAGUACCUUCUAGUGCCCUGCAAGCACAGCCGAAGGUUGGAGGAGGGGGCCGGCGACGUGGGGGCCAGCGCCAUAAAGUGAAGUCUCAGGGGGCUUGUGUGACUCCUGCCAGUGGCUGCUGAAUAUCUUUUUUUCCACCACCCUCUGAGGAAUUCUCCCCCUCCCUCCAUUUCUUAGCAAAGACAUCCAGAGCAGCUUAAACCAAAACCCCAUCCAGCUGAUCUGCUGCAGAAGAACCUUCCCUCCCCAGGAAUGACAGAGGGAUUGUAACUUAUAAUAAGCUAAGGAAGGUGACAAGACACGCGGAACUGAUCAACUGACACUUUCCUCCUCCCUCUACCCCAACACACUUUUGUACAACCUGGGCUCUUAGUCUUUAUUAUAUUAUGUGUGCAUGAAGAUGAGGAAAAUCCAGAUAUAUUGGAGAAGAGCCAUUUGGCUGCUUCCCUUUCCCCAUCUGGUCCUGUCUGUUUAAUCUUCUACAUUGUCCCCAGUCCACUGGCAUUAGAAGACCUGAAAUUCCAGGGUUAAAAUGUGCUGGAUGGUGGGUGGUUGUAGGGGGCAGCAAUUCCUCGCUCUCUGGUAAGGUGCCAAAUGAGUUCUGGACUCUCCCUGUCUUAAACUGUUUUUUAAAUGGGUUAAUUUUAAUGUGGCAGUGACUGCAAUUUGGAGGGGGAUGCAGAAAACUGAACAGAUGGAUCUUAAAGAGGACGGUGAAUUCAAGAGAGAUCCUUGACCUUAAGUUGGUAUGUUUAAAUUUUUUUCUUAAUACUUCUCCCUCUCCUCCCUAAAUAUAAGGCCAAUAGCUAUUACAACUUUAAUCAGAGGUGAGAUUAAGUACAGAGGUUACUUUCCCAUCUCAUCCUCCUUCCUCUUCUAACCUCUGUUCAAUGCAUGCUGGAACAACUCUUACCCACCCCUCAAGGUCCUGGCGGCAGAGUGACAUAGUCGAAUGUCUCCAGACUGCUCUAUGGUGCAGGAACACUGUGUGGCCUGUGACCAGCAUAAGUCUCCCCUGUGACUAGACAAUUAUCACAAGUGGGAUAGCCCUUUCGGGCCUGGAGACUGAAAACAUGCCACCCUCAUUUGACUUUGCCUGCUCCAAGUGCUCCCUUCUCUCCUGGAACUCGCAGGCCAAGCUUUGCCAUGGCAGUGGUAACAUUGGUCAGUCCCACUCUUUGCAGAAGGGGGAAGUGAUUAGUUGAUACCAACCUUAGGGAAGCACUUUCAGCCUGGGGAGCCCAUGGAGAUUUUAUCUUUUUUUUUUUUUUUUUU